Molecule: messenger RNA, 772 nt
Organism: Gopherus flavomarginatus (Mexican gopher tortoise)
Lineage: Eukaryota; Metazoa; Chordata; Testudines; Testudinidae
Product: hemoglobin subunit beta-like
Exons: 4
Coding region: 100-669 (189 amino acids)
Biological process (GO): oxygen transport; hydrogen peroxide catabolic process
Cellular component (GO): blood microparticle; hemoglobin complex; haptoglobin-hemoglobin complex
Molecular function (GO): peroxidase activity; haptoglobin binding; oxygen binding
Source: RefSeq, a predicted model, not a curated record
UGGGAGAACACCACACCCAGAGGUGUGCGGGUCACGCAGAGUGUGGAGACGCCUAGCACUUCUAGUCGUGCUGGUUAGCUCGGAUUACCUGGCAACUGAAUGAGAACAGGACAUGAGCGCUGGUCUAGACAGAGCCGCAGAGCCCUGGCGGUGAGAGUGGACAGCAGAUUUGAUCAAAAGUUUUCUCCUUCAACUGCAUCUGCAAAGGACCCCUCGCUCGUCACCAUGGUGCACUGGACAGCCGAAGAGAAGCAGCUCAUUACCAGCCUGUGGGGCAAGGUCAACGUGGAGGAAUGCGGUGGCGAAGCCCUGGCCAGGCUGCUGAUCGUCUACCCCUGGACCCAGAGGUUUUUCUCUGCCUUUGGGAACCUCUCCAGCCCCACCGCCAUCAUUGGCAACCCCAAGGUCCGUGCCCACGGCAAGAAGGUGCUGACCUCCUUUGGGGACGCUGUGAAGAACCUGGACAACAUCAAGGCCACGUACGCCAAACUGAGCGAGCUGCACUGCAACAAGCUGCACGUGGAUCCCGAGAACUUCCGGCUCCUGGGUGACAUCCUCAUCAUCGUCCUGGCCACCCACUUCAAGAGGGAGUUCACCCCUGCCUGCCAGGCUGCCUGGCAGAAGCUGGUGCGCGUGGUGGCCCACGCACUCUCGUACAAGUACCGCUGAGCCCUUGGCAGGGACCCUGCUCCUUUCCAGGCGCACCCGUGUGCGUGGAAAUGCCCUUUGGGUACCAAUGGCUGUAACAGUCGAAUAAAACCCGUCCACUGCA